AUGGCAGCACUGGGAGAUUGUGGGAAGCUGUCAUAUAGAUUUCUGCUGAAUGAGUCCAACACAACUGAGUUGAAACAUCACAUGGCCAGGCCAUAUAAUUGGAAAGGCGGGCCAAAUCUCCAGCUGUGGCCGGCUAUGGCAGUCUCUAUUGCUUUCCCCUCUUCUCUUCAAUUCGAUAGCGAAUAUCAGCAGACAUGUCUAGAAACAUCCCAUCUAAGGGAUUCGCGACUGUUUCACCUCAUCCUGCCUCUGAAGCAAGUAUGCAACAUUGAAGCCCCUGGCGCGCUCCGCGAGGCUCUGAAUGCCAGCGCAAACAAGUUUGCCUUUACCAUCGGUGGCAAAAUCGACUGUAUCAGUCUAGGUGGUUUGGCCUCCGCAAUUCAAUGGAACUCGCGCAAUGGGAGUGGCAAUACUGGUAGGAUGAUGUUUUUUGCCUAUCAGUGA
Histoplasma capsulatum G186AR is the source of this 444-nucleotide messenger RNA. RefSeq lists its product as uncharacterized. The record is from RefSeq and is a predicted model, not a curated record. The transcript has 2 exons. NCBI's taxonomy places the organism in Eukaryota, Fungi, Ascomycota, Eurotiomycetes, Onygenales, Ajellomycetaceae. Bases 1 to 444 code for a protein of 147 amino acids.